CACAGCGGGCGCUUAGAGGCGGGUGGGAGGGGACCAGGACACGGCAGCGGGAGGAGAGCCGAGGACAGCGGCACCGAACCCCUCCGAGCGCCGGCCCAGUUAGCUUCUUGUUCUUCAAAGUCAGUGCAUCUCUCUGUGAGCACGAGCGCCCCGGAAUCCCGGGGGCUGCAGAGCUGGGGGGGCGUUCGAGCUGCGAGGAGCCGGGCUGCCCGCGAGACGAGGAGCGGGUGCCCAGGAUGGGGUGCGUGAAGUCCAGGUUCCUACGGAAUGGAGGCAAGAGCUCGAAAACUGAGUCCAGCGCCAACCCACACAGCCCUGUGGGCACACAGGAUCUUCCAUCUGUGGCCAAGCUGGGGCCUAACAGCUACAAUGGCAACCCGCCAGGGUCUAUGGAGGCAGGCUCUGAGGAAAUCGUCGUGGUCGCCCUGUACGAUUACGAGGCCAUUCACCAUGAAGACCUCAGCUUCCAGAAAGGGGACAAGAUGGUGGUCCUGGAGGAGUCUGGGGAGUGGUGGAAGGCUCGAUCCCUGGCCACCCGGAAAGAGGGCUACAUCCCGAGCAACUAUGUCGCCCGUGUUGACUCUCUGGAGACAGAGGAGUGGUUCUUCAAGGGCAUCAGCAGGAAGGAUGCAGAGCGCCAACUCCUAGCUCCCGGCAAUGUGCUAGGCUCGUUCAUGAUCCGAGACAGCGAGACCACCAAAGGGAGCUACUCGUUGUCUGUGCGAGACUACGACCCCCGGCAAGGAGAUGCAGUGAAGCAUUACAAGAUCCGGACCCUGGACAACGGAGGCUUCUAUAUCUCCCCGAGGAGCACCUUCAGCACCCUGCAGGAGCUGGUGGCCCACUACAAGAAGAAUAACGAUGGUCUCUGCCAGAAGUUGUCGGUGGCCUGCAUGUCCCCCAAGCCACAGAAGCCUUGGGAGAAAGAUGCCUGGGAGAUCCCCCGGGAAUCCCUCAAACUGGAGAAAAGACUUGGAGCUGGACAGUUUGGGGAAGUGUGGAUGGCCACCUACAACAAGCACACCAAGGUGGCAGUGAAGACGAUGAAGCCCGGCAGCAUGUCGGUGGAGGCCUUCCUGGCUGAGGCCAACCUGAUGAAAACCCUGCAGCACGACAAGCUGGUGAAGCUGCACGCAGUGGUCACGGAGGAGCCCAUCUACAUCAUCACAGAGUUCAUGGCCAAAGGAAGCCUGCUGGACUUUCUGAAAAGUGACGAAGGCAGCAAGCAGCCCUUGCCCAAGCUCAUCGACUUCUCAGCCCAGAUUGCAGAAGGCAUGGCCUUCAUUGAGCAAAGGAACUACAUUCACCGAGACCUCCGAGCUGCCAACAUCUUGGUCUCUGCAUCCCUGGUGUGUAAGAUUGCUGACUUCGGGCUGGCACGGAUCAUCGAAGACAAUGAGUACACGGCUCGGGAAGGGGCCAAGUUCCCCAUCAAGUGGACGGCUCCGGAAGCCAUCAACUUUGGCUCCUUCACCAUCAAGUCUGACGUCUGGUCCUUUGGUAUCCUGCUGAUGGAGAUCGUCACCUACGGCCGGAUCCCUUACCCAGGGAUGUCAAACCCAGAGGUGAUCCGAGCACUGGAGCGUGGAUACCGGAUGCCUCGACCGGAGCACUGCCCCGAGGCGCUGUACAGCAUCAUGACACGCUGCUGGAAGAACCGCCCAGAGGAGCGGCCCACCUUUGAAUACAUCCAGAGUGUGCUGGAUGACUUUUACACGGCCACCGAGAGCCAGUACCAACAGCAGCCAUGACAGGCAGGAGCAGGACAGGGCCAGGAGCCCCAGUGGUGCCUGAGGUGGCUCCAACACCAUUUGCCGGGGUCACCCACCCAUCCCACUCCCAGAUGCCCACGCACACUCCAGCCACAGUUUCCCUGUCUGUCAAGUGGGCAGGUUGGACCCGGACAAUCUCUUUUUGACUCUAGCAAAUGCACAAUCUGCCAUUCUCAGGAGACCCCAAGUUGAUAUUUCUAUUACCUGAAAUGGUUGGAUUUCAGUUACAGCUGUGGAGUAGAUGGGAAACUUUCAAAGUGAUGAGAUAGUAUUUAAAUAAAAGAUACAAAUGCCAACGCCUUUACCAAAA
Messenger RNA from Otolemur garnettii (small-eared galago), 2082 nucleotides. It is a transcript of the gene HCK, whose product is annotated as HCK proto-oncogene, Src family tyrosine kinase. The record is from RefSeq and is a predicted model, not a curated record. Gene Ontology annotation, biological process: protein phosphorylation; cell differentiation; innate immune response. Bases 237 to 1751 code for a protein of 504 amino acids. Gene Ontology annotation, cellular component: extrinsic component of cytoplasmic side of plasma membrane. Lineage: Eukaryota; Metazoa; Chordata; Mammalia; Primates; Galagidae. Gene Ontology annotation, molecular function: signaling receptor binding; non-membrane spanning protein tyrosine kinase activity; ATP binding. The transcript is spliced from 13 exons.